CACUGACUAAACUCACUUCUCGAGAGAGCCCCAUCAAUGGCGUCCCUCCGUUCUCUCUCUGCCCCAUCCCCUUCCUCUCAUCCCCUUCUCACUCCCUUCAAGGGCACCAUAGCCCCUCUCCUCACUACCUUCAAUCGCUUCCCCCUUCAAAACCUUCAAUCCUCUCGCCGGCCCUUCACCCUCCGCGCUGCCGCCGCUUCUGUUUCUUCUCCCGUUGUUCUUCCUCCGGCGAGGUUCCGUCUUGAUAAUCUUGGCCCUCAGCCGGGAUCUAGGAAGAGGAACAAGCGGAAGGGGCGGGGUAUCGCUGCCGGGCAGGGGAACAGCUGCGGAUUCGGGAUGCGUGGCCAGAAGUCGAGGUCCGGUCCUGGUGUUCGUAAGGGUUUUGAAGGUGGGCAGAUGCCGCUUUAUCGCCGCCUCCCUAAGCUCCGCGGUAUUGCUGGAGGAAUGCAUGCAGGGUUGCCAAAAUAUGUUCCUUUUAACAUAAAAGACCUUGAAACUGCCGGGUUUAAAGAUGGUGAUGAAGUGUCAUUAGAAAGCUUGAAGGAGAGGGGCUUAAUAAAUCCAUCUGGGAGAGAAAGAAGUCUACCUUUAAAGAUAUUGGGAGACGGUGAUCUGAGUGUCAAGUUGAACAUAAAGGCUCGAGCCUUUUCAGCAGCAGCAAAAGCAAAGCUUGAGUCUUCCGGUUGCACAUUAACGGUGCUUCCAGGCCGAAGGAAGUGGGUAAAACCAUCUGUCGCAAAGAACCUCAUCCGCGCGGAGGAGUACUUUGCCAAGAAAAAGGAAAACGCGGUUUCUGAGUGAACAUGUUAUUUAAUUUUUUUUUUCUGCAACUUUAUUUUUUUGUAGAUUGUCGAGUUUGUCGCUUCUCAUAAUUCAAGCUAAGCAAGUAGCAUGGGAUAUGUUGCCUUUCAUCCAUUCUCUUCAAUUAUUGUAAAAUGGUUAUCAAUGUAUCAAAUUUGAACACAAACAUCACAUAUGAUAUGAACUUUAAUUCGUCUACACUUAAACA
Dioscorea cayenensis subsp. rotundata (Guinea yam) is the source of this 1009-nucleotide messenger RNA. Its product is annotated as 50S ribosomal protein L15, chloroplastic. The record is from RefSeq and is a predicted model, not a curated record. Gene Ontology annotation, molecular function: structural constituent of ribosome. Gene Ontology annotation, biological process: translation. Gene Ontology annotation, cellular component: ribosome; cytosolic large ribosomal subunit. Lineage: Eukaryota; Viridiplantae; Streptophyta; Magnoliopsida; Dioscoreales; Dioscoreaceae. Bases 37 to 801 code for a protein of 254 amino acids. The transcript has 3 exons.